GCAGAACGAGGUGAUUCACAUUGCCAAGAAGAUGGACAAGAUGGUGCAGAAGAAGAACGCAGCUGGUGCAUUGGAUUUGCUGAAAGAGUUUAAGAAUAUUCCCAUGACUCUGGAUUAUUACAGUCCACGAGAAUUGGGAUGUCUGUCAAUGCUAUGCGUAAGCAGAGUACAGACGAAGAAGUUGCAUCUUUAGCCAAAUCACUCAUCAAAUCCUGGAAAAAAAUGUUAGAUGGUCCAUCAACUGAUAAAGACCCUGAAGAAAAGAAAAAAGAACCUACAAUUUCAUCACAGAAUAGCCCUGAAGCAAGAGAAGAAAGUAGUUCCAGCGGCAAUGUAAGCAGCAGAAAGGAUAAGACAAAUGCUCGAGACACUUAUGUUUCAUCUUUUCCUCGGGCACCAAGCACUUCUGAUUCUGUGCCGUUAAAAUGUAGGGAGAUGCUAGCUGCAGCUCUCCGGACGGGAGAUGACUACGUUGCUAUUGGAGCCGAUGAGGAAGAACUGGGAUCACAGAUUGAGGAAGCUAUAUAUCAAGAAAUACGGAAUACAGACAUGAAAUACAAAAACAGAGUACGGAGUAGGAUAUCAAAUCUUAAAGAUGCAAAGAAUCCAAAUUUAAGGAAAAAUGCGCUGUGUGGGAAUAUUCCUCCUGACCUAUUUGCUAGAAUGACAGCAGAGGAAAUGGCUAGUGAUGAGCUCAAAGAAAUGAGGAAAAACCUGACCAAAGAAGCCAUCAGAGAGCAUCAGAUGGCCAAGACAGGUGGGACCCAGACUGACUUGUUCACGUGUGGCAAAUGUAAAAAGAACUGCACUUAUACACAGGUGCAGACUCAUAGUGCUGAUGAACCAAUGACAACAUUUGUCGUAUGUAAUGAAUGUGGAAAUCGAUAGAAGUUCUGUUGAGUUGGAAAAAUCGGCAAGUUUCACAGAACUCUGUUAAAGUUUCUAGGCUUCUCACAAAUCCACUCACAGGCAUACUUCUGGUGACUUUUCCCCCAUAAGAAGACAGGCUGGGAAGGAAAUGUCAGCAUCUUCGUAGAGUUCCUUGAGGCAGCAUGACUGGACUUGCACUUGGGAAUCUACUGACUAAGGACUAAGCCUAAGAACUGUGUUAAUCAUUAAGCUGUGCUCUUUGCUUAUGAAGGUUGCAAAAAGAAAAAGGAAAAUCUUUUAGUCUGAAUCUUUUGUGCUUUUUUUCUUACAUGAUGAUGUUGAGCCCACUGAAAUGUAGGCUGUAGCAAGUAGUUUUACAAUACAUAUGUCACAAUUAAGUUUUA
Cricetulus griseus (Chinese hamster) is the source of this 1274-nucleotide messenger RNA. Lineage: Eukaryota; Metazoa; Chordata; Mammalia; Rodentia; Cricetidae. The record is from RefSeq and is a predicted model, not a curated record.